This is a messenger RNA of Malaya genurostris, 504 nucleotides long. RefSeq lists its product as uncharacterized. The coding region runs from base 1 to 504 and encodes 167 amino acids. Gene Ontology annotation, biological process: protein folding. Gene Ontology annotation, molecular function: protein disulfide isomerase activity. Gene Ontology annotation, cellular component: endoplasmic reticulum. NCBI's taxonomy places the organism in Eukaryota, Metazoa, Arthropoda, Insecta, Diptera, Culicidae. The record is from RefSeq and is a predicted model, not a curated record. The transcript is spliced from 2 exons.
AUGAAAGUUCUUCUAGUAGUAGUUGGUUUGGCUCUUACGUUUGUCGUCUCAUGUUGCGUUGGUUGGUCGACAACUAGUUAUCUGAAUUCCCGCCUGAACGAACUAGAUUCGACGGAUGAGUUCAACAGUAUAGCUUCGUCAACGAAACUAACGUCCAGAAACUUUGCUCAUCAGAUGAAAUCAUCCCACUAUUAUUUGGUAUUGUUCUACGCACCAUGGUGUGAAUAUUGUUUGCAACUAUUGCCACAAUGGACCAAACUAGCAGGCAUGAUUACGGAGCGGUUUCGAAGUUCGGUUCAGGUAGGCCAUGUGGAUUGCAUUGCCGAGGAAGCUUUCUGCACUCGAGUCAACGUUGCCGACUAUCCCACACUCCGGGCGUACUCUCGCGGGCCUCCGAUGAAGUUUGAAUCGAUACAAGUGCACGAACUGGACGAUACAAUCGAGUACCUGGAGGAAUACAUGCUUAAUCUACCGACUGAAAAUUUUCGCCACCAAACAAUGUGA